Molecule: messenger RNA, 1562 nt
Organism: Ceratina calcarata
Lineage: Eukaryota; Metazoa; Arthropoda; Insecta; Hymenoptera; Apidae
Product: cholinesterase 1-like
Exons: 7
Coding region: 75-1472 (465 amino acids)
Source: RefSeq, a predicted model, not a curated record
CAGAGUCACCGGAACCAUGGAUAGGGGAGAGGGACGCUUCGAAAUUUCGAGACGUAUGCGCCAGCUUUAACCGUAUGACCAAUGAAAUCGAAGGAAGCGACGAUUGUCUUUACCUCAAUGUAUACAGGCCAACAAGCACUGCUCUAAAAAAAUGCGCUGUCAUGGUGUGGAUCCAUGGUGGUGGCUUCGUCGCCGGAUCCGGAAAUGACACUUUCUAUGGGCCUGACUAUCUGAUACGGAAGGAUAUUGUUCUAGUAACGAUUAACUACCGGCUAGGCGUCUUAGGUUUUCUGAACGUAGAUCACGAAGUGGCGUCAGGGAAUCAGGGCCUGAAGGAUCAAGUGAUGGCCCUGAGAUGGAUAAAGGAGAACAUCUCCAGUUUUGGUGGGGAUCCUGACAACGUCACGAUUUUUGGAGAAAGCGCUGGUUCAGCCUCCGUGCAUUAUCUAACAAUAUCUCCUUUGGCUGAGGGAUUGUUCCACAAGGCAAUCGCACAGAGCGGAGUAGCAGUUAAUCCAUGGGCUCUCGCAACCAUGGAUCCCAAGGAACGUGUGUACCAACUUGCCGCGAAACUUGGCGAGCAUUCGAUCGAACCCGAGGUUGUCGUCGAGUUUCUAAAGACGAUAGACGCGACGAAGCUCGUUGCCACCGAAAGGGAAUUGUUCACACCAUUGCAACGUCACGUCGAAUUUGGAGUAUUUCUCCCAAGUAUAGACGACAAAUCUCCAAAUCCGUUUAUGCCGCAGCAUCCGUCGGUCAUGAUGCAAAAGGGCGUUCAAGUUCCUUUGAUGAUUGGUUUCAAUAGCAACGAGGGCUCGAUGUUUCUGUCUCCAUUCCGACAAAACGAUACCGAGUAUCUCGUGGCGACCAGUGAGAAUUUCGAAGUGGUGAUGCCUCUGGAGCUGCGGACGCAAGUUAAGAAGCAUGGGAUCACUCCGAAAGAUGUGAAACGCUUGUACUUUGGAGACAAACCGGUUUGCGAGGAGACGAUACAGGAAUAUGCGGAUUACAUAAGCGAUGCUCUACUCCUUCAAGGCAUUUACGACGUGAUAGAUAUUCAAGUAGAGAAGGCUACGCAGCCCACAUAUUUCUACAAAUUCGUACUCGAUAUCGAUACGUGGACGAAACUCGCGUUUCACAUUACUCUUCCAGGAGCGAGUCAUGGAGAUGAUCUAGAGUUCCUAUUCUAUCCGUACAUGGCGCAAAAAUUUAACUUAGCGGCUCCGGAACCUGGUACUGAUAAGUAUCAAGUGAUGGAAUAUUUCACUACAAUGUGGACUAACUUUGCAAAAACUGGAAACCCAACGCCAAAGAUAACGGAUUUGAUUCCAACAAAGUGGAAACCCAUCGAGAAAUCAAAUACGUCUUAUUUGUAUCUGAAGAUCGACCGUACGUUGGAGAUGGAAAGCAGCAGUAAAGCAGCAGACAGAUGUAGGUUCGACUGGGAUAAAAGACUGAAACGCAAAUUAUAGUCGAGUUAAACUCAAUCAAUUGUUUACGUCAAUCGACUAAUUAAUCAGUUUCAACGGAAAGAGGAUAGCAUGAUUUAUCCUUCAUGGAUA